Tilletiaria anomala UBC 951 is the source of this 3959-nucleotide messenger RNA. Its product is annotated as putative pyruvate carboxylase. Gene Ontology annotation, biological process: pyruvate metabolic process; gluconeogenesis. NCBI's taxonomy places the organism in Eukaryota, Fungi, Basidiomycota, Exobasidiomycetes, Georgefischeriales, Tilletiariaceae. The transcript has 3 exons. Gene Ontology annotation, molecular function: ATP binding; metal ion binding; pyruvate carboxylase activity. Bases 186 to 3821 code for a protein of 1211 amino acids. The record is from RefSeq and is a predicted model, not a curated record. Gene Ontology annotation, cellular component: cytoplasm.
UGCACUAUUCCCUUCGCAUGUCUCAUCCUCCUCCAUCCGUUGUCAUAGUCAUUUUCUCCACGUGCACCAGCUGCUGAAGCUCAAGGUCGACUCGAGUGUGUGUCUCCGUUGACGACGAUAGCGGGCAUCGUUGAACGCACGGGUGUGUGGGGUACACCUCUCCGUCUGAAAUCAAGUCACACAACAUGUCGCAGGCCAUCGAGCCAGAGACGACCCAGGCACGGCCUGGCGUCCCCCGGGCGACCUUCGUGGACGCUUUCCCUAGCACCCCCGGCACGCCUUCGGCGCUCACUGGCCAUGUCUUCCCGACCAUCAACAAGAUCCGCAAGAACCUGCAGGGCGGAGGCACUGGCGAACCCCUCAAGAAGCUUAUGGUCGCAAACAGAGGUGAGAUCGCCAUUCGUGUUUUCAGAACGGCGCACGAGUUGGCCAUGACGACGGUCGCGGUUUACUCGUUUGAGGACCGCAUGUCUGCUCAUCGCUACAAGGCCGACGAGGCAUACCAAGUCGGAGCUGGUCUCGCCCCCGUCUCGGCGUACCUUGCGCAGGACGACAUCAUCCGCAUCGCGCUCGAGCACGGCGUCGAUAUGAUCCACCCUGGCUACGGCUUCCUGUCGGAGAACCACGAGUUUGCGCGCAAGGUGGAGGCCGCUGGCAUCGCUUUCAUCGGACCCAGGCCAGAGACGAUCGACGGACUCGGCGAUAAGACCAAGGCACGCGACCUCGCUCGCAAGGCAGGUGUGCCCAUCGUGCCAGGUACGCCCGGCCCGAUUGAAAGCUUCGAGGAGGCUCGUGACUUUUUGAAGGAGACCGGCUUCCCUGUCAUCAUCAAGGCGGCCAUGGGAGGAGGAGGAAGGGGUAUGCGUGUCGUGCGCAAGGAGGAAGAUUUCCAGGACGCGUUCGAGCGCGCCAAGUCCGAGGCCAAGUCGGCUUUCGGCGACCCUACCGUCUUCAUCGAGCGCUUCCUCGACCGACCGCGUCACAUCGAAGUGCAGCUGCUGGCCGACGGAGAGGGCAACUGUGUCCACCUAUUCGAGCGUGACUGCUCCGUCCAGCGUCGCCACCAGAAGGUGGUCGAAGUUGCGCCUGCGAGCAACCUGAAGGAUGAAGUGCGCCAGGCAAUCCUCAGCGACGCCGUCAAGCUCGCGAAGACGGCCAACUACCGCAACGCCGGCACGGCGGAGUUCCUCGUCGACCAGCAGAACAGGUACUACUUUAUCGAGAUUAACCCGCGUCUUCAGGUCGAGCACACCAUCACCGAGGAGAUCACUGGCAUUGACAUUGUUGGCGCGCAGAUCCAGAUCGCCGCUGGCGCCACGCUCGAGGACCUAGGCUUGACACAGCAGACAAUCCAGAAGCGCGGCUCGGCCAUCCAGUGCCGCAUCACAACCGAGGACCCCGCAGCCAACUUCCAGCCCGACACGGGUAGGAUCGAGGUGUACCGCUCCGCCGGCGGCAACGGCGUGCGCCUCGAUGCGAGCAGCGGCUUUGCAGGCGCGCAGAUCACGCCACACUACGACUCGCUGCUCGUUAAGGUUACCUGCCGGGGAGCUACGUACGAGGUGACGCGUCGCAAGAUGCUGCGUGCACUCGUCGAGUUCCGCAUCCGUGGCGUCAAGACGAACAUUCCCUUCCUGUUCCGCCUGCUGACGCAUGAGGCGUUCGCCAGCGCCAGCACGUGGACAACGAUGAUCGACGAUACGCCUGAGCUGUUCAACCUGGUGCAGAGCCAAAACCGAGCGCAGAAGCUUCUUGCAUACCUGGGUGACAUGGCGGUCAACGGCAGCCAGAUCAAGGGCCAGAUGGGCGAGCCGGGCCUCAAGAAGGAGAUUGAGAUUCCGAAGCUGUUCGACCUGGAGGACCCGGCCAAGGUGCUUGAUACGACGCUUCCAUGUACAGAGGGAUGGCGCAGCAUCAUCGUCAAUGAGGGCCCCGAGGCAUUCGCCAAGGCUGUGCGUGCGUACAAGGGUACGCUGAUCAUGGAUACCACUUGGCGCGAUGCGCACCAGUCGCUCUUCGCGACUCGUCUGCGCACCGUCGACAUGGUCAACAUUGCCAAGGAGACCUCGUACGCGCUCAAGAACGCCUUCUCGCUCGAGUGCUGGGGCGGCGCUACGUUCGAUGUCGCCAUGCGGUUCCUGUACGAGGACCCGUGGGAGCGCUUGCGCAAGCUCCGCAAGCUCGUGCCCAACAUUCCCUUCCAAGCGCUCGUGCGUGGUGCCAAUGCCGUCGGAUACACGUCGUACCCCGACAACGCCAUCUACGAGUUCAGCAAGAAGGCAGUAGAGAAUGGCCUGGACAUUUUCCGUGUCUUUGACUCGCUCAAUGACCUCGGCUCCCUCAGACUCGGCAUCGACGCGGCCAAGAAGGCAGGCGGUGUCGCCGAGGGAACCAUCUGCUACACCGGCGAUGUGGCCAACCCGAAGAAGCACCCCAAGUACACGCUCGAGUACUACAUGAACCUCGUUGACGAGCUGGUCAAAUUUGGCAUCCACAUCCUCGGCAUCAAGGACAUGGCGGGCCUUCUCAAGCCUGCUGCAGCCAAGCUGCUCAUCGGCUCGAUCCGCAAAAAGUACCCGGACCUCGUCAUCCACGUGCACUCGCACGACACCGCCGGCAUCGCGCUCUCGUCAAUGCUCGCCGCCGCCGAGGCUGGCGCGGACGUCGUCGACGUCGCGAUCGACAGCAUGUCCGGUCUAACAUCGCAGCCAUCGAUGGGCGCGCUGGUCUCUGCGCUUGAGCAAACUGGCCUCGGCCCCGGCAUCCGUCACGAGGACAUCCAGCAGAUCAACCUGUACUGGACGCAGGUGCGGCAGCUGUACAAGUGCUUCGAGGCGGAGGUCAAGGCGAGCGACUCGUCCGUCUUUGAUCACGAGAUGCCUGGUGGACAGUACACCAACCUCAUGUUUCAAUCCAUGCAGCUCGGCCUCGGCUCGCAGUGGAGCGAGAUCAAGAAAGCGUACAUUGUGGCCAAUAAGCUGUGCGGUGACAUUGUCAAGGUCACGCCAUCCUCCAAAGUCGUCGGCGACUUUGCACAGUUCCUCACCGCCAACAAGUUGACCGCCAAGGACGUGGAGGAGAAGGCGGACAAGCUGGACUUCCCUUCGAGCGUUAUCGAGUACUUCCAAGGCUACCUUGGCACGCCUCCCGGCGGCUUCCCCGAGCCGCUUCGCACAAAGAUCCUCCGUGGCAAGCCCAAGGUGCAAGGCCGCGCAGGCGAGACGAUGGAGCCGCUUGACUUCCUCAAGAUCAAGAAGGACCUUACCAAAAAGUAUGGUAAGACCAUCACGUCGACUGAUGCACUGAGCUACGCCAUGUACCCCAAAGUGUUCGAGGAGUACCAAGACUUUUUGCAAAAGUACGGCGAUCUCAGCAACCUACCCACGCGCUACUUCCUCGGCAAAGCACCCAUUGGCGAGGAGGUGCAUGCGUACAUUGAGCGCGGCAAACUGCUCAUAGUCAAGCUGCUCGCCGUCGGCGCGCUCAACCAGGAGAAAGGCACGCGUGAAUGCUACUUUGAGCUCAACAGCGAGCCGCGCUCAAUCGAGGUCGAGGACCAGAGCGCCGCUGUCGAGACGGUGCACCGCGAGCGCGCGUCGGGUGACCCCGGUUCAGUCGGCAGCCCGCUUGCGGGUGUGGUCAUUGAGAUUCGCGCUCAGGAGGGCCACGACGUCAAGGCAGGCGAUCCCCUCUUUGUCAUGUCGGCUAUGAAGAUGGAGACGGUUGUCAGCAGCCCAGUGUCCGGCAAGAUCAAGCGGGUGACUGUGCAGCAGAACGACAGCGUCUCACAGGGCGACCUCUUGUGCGAGGUCACUCAUUGAGCCAAUGUUUUGUAGGAAGGAGCAGCAGCAGCAACAGAAGAGACUGGCCAGGGAACGAAGAAAUAGGAUCCGUGCGUUAGAUGCAUUAGCGUAAUUCUUGUAAAUGAUCAAGUCCAAUACAUGGAUAGCUAUCCCUCC